AAGCCGAUUCGGACGUAAUAUUAACCAAUGGUACAAGUACGAUUGAUGUUAAUAUGACACCUCAGCGAAUCCAAAGAUAUUUUGAAAACGUGCCCUUGCUCAUGGAAAUAUGGCAAAAUAAUGAGCAAAAAAAUUUUCAAGUCGGAGUAGCCACGUUGCGUCUAGAGGAGGUCUUUUUAUCUCAAAAUACCGUAGAUGAAGUGACCAAAGCAGACAUCAAGACAUUCACUACAUUAGCCCCUAUAAAAUCUGUUGGAUUGGCUACAUCACGCGAAAUGGGUCACGUAAGUGUCUCGGUAAGGCUUGAAGAUUAUGGGGAAAUUGAGUCUGAAGGAAGGAGUAAACAUCGGUCCACAUUAACAAAGUCACACAGUACCGCCGAUCUUCUCGAUGUUUCCAAUGAUUUACAUUCAUCCGCGGAUGAAUCCACGACAGUAGAAUCUGAUCGGUCUUCGCAACAUACGAAAGUUUCAAACAAGAAAAAAGUUGAAGGAGAUGAUUGUGAGCAGCCUUUGUCGAAAUUUCGCACGGACCUGUUUCAGCAAGUAGGCGAAAACAUGAAAUUAAUGCGAGAUGUGCUUGCCUCUAGUAAAAAAAAUACCAAAGGCCAAAGUUUUAGCAAAUCCAAAGUUCAGCAAAUGAGGACAAUAGAUCGACAACUGCAGCAGUCAAUUCUUUACUUUCAAACAAGGGACGAAAGUUUAUUGCGAGCAGAAAAAGAUUUUCAGAGACGUUGGCUAGAAUUAGAUCGACAACACGAGAAAAGAAGAAGGGAAACGAUAUCUCGUUUGGAAGCUGAAUAUGCACAAAAAGAAAAGAAUUUAAUGCAAAACAAUCCAAUUAAUGAUACAAUAAAAGGUUUACAAGCUGAAGUGAAUAGUUUGAAAGCUCAACUCGAUUCCACCACAAGGGCGCAACGACACUACGAAUCGCAAUGGCUAAGAGCAUUGCAGGUUUUGGCAAACACACAUGAUACGGAAAGCGAAGAAGCUACAAUUUGGAAAGGUUUACGCGAGAUGGAUCAGUGUUGGUGGCAGGUUAGAAGGAUGGCUGAAGAAGAGAUGGAGGUGCUGAGUUACGAAAGACUUGA
Acaulospora morrowiae is the source of this 1090-nucleotide messenger RNA. Lineage: Eukaryota; Fungi; Glomeromycota; Glomeromycetes; Diversisporales; Acaulosporaceae. The record is from the annotation of a GenBank genome assembly.